CAGAAACUUGAUGGCAUGGCUACCGUGAGCCGCAACAUAUAGGAAUGGGCCUUGACUAUUACCUUUUGUUGAAUAUCCCACAAAGUGCUCAACAUGCAGAUAUCUGUAAAGCUUACCGAAGACUUGCCUUACGUUAUCAUCCUUGCCGAGCUAAACCUGGAGAAGAUUUCAAUGAGCGCUUCUUAGCUAUUUCAGAGGCUUACGAUGUUCUAUCGGAUCCCAAAAAGAAGGCUAUCUAUGAUCAAUUUGGUGAGGAAGGUUUGAAAGGUGGUGCUCCAGUCAAUUCUGAAUGGACGAAACCGUAUGUAUAUCAUGGCGAUGCGCAUAAAACAUUUAUGUCAUUUUUUGGGACAGACAAUCCUUUCAAUCAAUUUCAGGAAGAAAUGGACUCACAAGUUGAACGUAAUUUCGGAGGUCCAAAUGGUCGCGGUUUCCCUCGUCAAGAUCCACCAAUUGAACGUGAAAUGUUUCUAAGUUUGGAAGAAAUUUAUAAUGGAUGUAUUAAAAAAAUGAAGGUUUCUCGUCGAAUAAUGAACGAAGAUGGGCAUACGAGUAGUAUCAAAGAUAAAAUACUUACAUUAACUGUUCGCCCCGGUUGGCGUGAAGGCACUCGAAUCACAUUCCCGAAAGAAGGUGAUCAAGGUCCUAAUACUAUACCAGCUGACAUUGUGUUCAUAUUACGUGACCAACCACACAAGCACUUUAAACGUGAAGGCACUGAUUUAAUAUUUACUUCUCCAGUUCCUUUGGGUCAGGCUCUUCUGGGUUGCAUUGUGGACGUGCCCACAUUAGAUGGAAGGCUUUUACAUGUGCCAAUUACAGAAAUAAUUCAUCCUGGUUAUGAAAAGGUUGUUCCAGGAGAAGGUAUGCCACUACCUGAUGAUUCAGAGAAGAAAGGAGAUUUGCGAAUUCACUUUAACAUUCAGUUCCCUAAAAAACUUAAUGGAGAUCAAAAACUAAUCAUUGAAAGAGCAUUUUUUGGAUAAUUUCCCCGUCAAAAAAAUGUCCUCAUCAUUUUGGACACACGUGUGCAUAAACUAACACAGAUUUUUUUUCAAUUAACAAAAAGUUUAGAGAAAGAAGCAGUUAUAAUGAAACUACAUUCAUUGUUCUCUUAUUUCUUUUUUGUUCAAAAACCAAGUUUUUGAAUACUUCAUUUUGUAAACAAACAUGUACUUGACAAAAAAUGACUGAUAUUCUUAGUUUUCAUUAUAAUAUAAACUUCUUUUUUGAUGACAUUUGAUUUCCUUUUCUAUUCCAUCUAGAAAUACAUUAUUGCAAC
Trichobilharzia szidati is the source of this 1282-nucleotide messenger RNA. The record is from the annotation of a GenBank genome assembly. NCBI's taxonomy places the organism in Eukaryota, Metazoa, Platyhelminthes, Trematoda, Strigeidida, Schistosomatidae.